Pundamilia nyererei is the source of this 1568-nucleotide messenger RNA. RefSeq names its product retinol dehydrogenase 10-B-like. The record is from RefSeq and is a predicted model, not a curated record. Gene Ontology annotation, cellular component: lipid droplet. The coding region runs from base 414 to 1361 and encodes 315 amino acids. The transcript has 5 exons. NCBI's taxonomy places the organism in Eukaryota, Metazoa, Chordata, Actinopteri, Cichliformes, Cichlidae. Gene Ontology annotation, molecular function: oxidoreductase activity, acting on the CH-OH group of donors, NAD or NADP as acceptor.
AAGCAACAGUGAGACUACUAAAACGUUUAUAUGAGCAGAUUCCCCCCGAAAACUUUUUGAUUCUAAACUACGAUGAAAACAUGAACCCAAAACUAAAAUAACAGCUCAGAAAGUAAAAGACUGCAAUAACUCUGGGUCCACUGAGUGUUAUCGUAAUCCCUGCCUCAAUCCCACAGCCGCUCUUUAUAAGUGUAUUCAAGCGAGUCACUCAGCUCUUCAUUUAUCAAACAAAAAGCUGCUCUAUUGGCGGCCGCCAUCAGCCGACCGUCCUAUAAUCCGGCACAGUUACAUAAAACAAGCCUCCAACCCCAACGUCACACGGAGAGGUAACUACACUCCAAAGCUUGGCAUUCUUUUUUGUGUGACUCGUUGGCUUCUCCUGGACGCAGAAGCAGCAGGUGUGUCAAAGCGUCAUGAUUGUGUUAGUAGACUUGUUGCUGAUGCUAAUCGACCUAACCGGCUCUAUCCUGAGUGCCAUCCUGCAGACUUUCCUUCGGCCGAGGCUUAAAUGCAUCGAUGGGGAACUGUGUCUGAUCACGGGAGCCGGGGGGGCGCUGGGUCGGCUGUUCGCCCUGGAGUUUGCCAAAGAGGGGGCCCACCUGGUGCUGUGGGACUGCAACGCGGCUGCCAACGAGCAGACUGCCAGGCUGGUGCGAGAACUGGGCGUCCGGGUGCACACCUACACGGUGGACCUGUCCAAGCGUCGGAACAUUUACGAGACAGCGAACCGGGUGAGAGCGGAGGUCGGGCAUGUCUCCAUAAUGGUCAACAACGCAGGCGUAGUGGCUGGACGGAGGCUGCUGGACUGUCCGGAUGAGCUUCUGGAGAGGACUCUGCUGGUGAACUGCCACGCGCUUUUCUGGAUGACGAAAGCGUUCCUGCCACGGAUGAAAGAACAAAAUCAUGGCCACAUCGUGACCGUCGCCAGUGCACUUGGACUGUUCAGCACUGCCUGCGUUGAGGAUUACUGUGCUAGUAAAUUUGGAGCUGUUGGAUUCCACGAGUCACUGACACAUGAGUUGAUAGCAGAAGACCUGAAUGGCAUCAAAACCACUUUAGUAUGUCCUUAUAUUGUAGACACAGGGAUGUUCGCAGGCUGUGAAAUCAGGAAAGAGCUUCGCAGCAUAAUUCCACCUCUUGAGCCUCUCUACACUGUGCAGCAGUCUAUGAAAGCCAUCCUAGCAGAACAGCAGAUGAUCUGCAUUCCUCGUCUUAUGUACAUCCCCUUUCUUGCAAGAGCCUUACUACCUUGGGAGGCAAAUGUUGCAACGUAUCGCUUCAUGGGAGGCGACAAGUGCAUGCUACCAUUCAUCAAGAACAUUGAAAUGAAGACCUCCAACGGCCAUACCAAAUUGUGCUAACGUUUCUGAUGGUGUCUUUCUAAUAUUCUGUGAAAAUCUGCUUACAUUCGUUUUUUCCAGGACUUCCCAAAGGCAAAAUUGUAUGAAGCAAUUUGUCAUGAAUGCUGAGCUGCUUAAGUAUCCACUGCUGAUGCUAAAGGGCCUCGCAAAUGAAAUAAAAACAAUUCAUAACAGUGUGGAUAGAAUAGCGACUGCAGUGAUAACAGA